This is a messenger RNA of Polypterus senegalus (gray bichir), 8281 nucleotides long. Its product is annotated as gastrula zinc finger protein XlCGF26.1-like. NCBI's taxonomy places the organism in Eukaryota, Metazoa, Chordata, Cladistia, Polypteriformes, Polypteridae. The record is from RefSeq and is a predicted model, not a curated record. The transcript has 3 exons. The coding region runs from base 453 to 2462 and encodes 669 amino acids.
CCUGUGAUAGGAAACGGACCAAUAAGAGAUACGUAUUCGGUCCGUAUACGAGCGCUUGGACGUGCGGGAAUCAGAGAGACGUUGCAUGUAACACAAUCGAAUGGUGCAACGCCUGAGCUGAAGUUUCAUUCAGUGGAGAGGCCUCUGAGCGACCGAUAGGGGCACCGGGUUGACGUGGAGGCUGUUGUUUAGCCAUGAGGGAGACCCGGUAAAAGAAAAGGCUCCUCCCUGCACAAGUGGAUUGGAGUCCUGGUGAGUGGACAGCAGGGCAGCGCGGAGGUGAAAGUCAAGUCCAGUGACUGUGGCAGAAGGGAAUGCACAGUACAGCAAGGCCGUGGAGGUGUUGGGGCGAUGAAAGCAAAUGAGGAGGAAGAGAUCCUUCAAGAAGAUGUGUGGCUGCCUCCAAGUUGGAACUGUAGACUAUAAGCUUGAAUUAUAGAUGUUGGGAGGACAUGGACUCUGCCAUGAUCAUGGAAUUUCAAAAAGUAGGUGAAAUGGAAGCAGGAACAAUUCACAUCAAAGAAGAAGAUUGUGAAUGGGAGAUUGUGCGCCUUACAGAAGAGGGUCCAGAGAAUUAUGAAAGUGAAGAUACUGUUCUUAAAGCAGCAAGGGAAAAUGAAGAAGGCGACAAAGAGGAGGAGGAAGAAGAUUUUGAGCAACAGUCUGUCUGUGUUAAAGUCGAGGAUUCUAGUAUAGAACGUGCAUCAGCUGUAAAGCAGCCUGCAACCUGUUUUCAAGACAGUGGCCGCUGUUCCCCAUCAUCUCUUAAUCAGGACUCUCCUCAGUGCAGCACAGAGCUAGAAGAAUGUAAUGACAAUGUGAAGCAAUCAACUUUUGGAGAAGAGAAAGCCGGAGUCUCUUCUUUCCAUUGCAGCUCUCUGUCUGAUGCAGGGAUUACAGUGGGAGAUUCCCUGAUAUCCGAAGGACAUGUGUAUUGCAGAGGUGACAUGACAUAUUAUAUCUGCCAUGACUGCGGAAAAAGUUUUAAGAAUAAGUCCUAUUUUCAGCAUCAUCUUAAAAUGCAUGCUGCACACAAGGCUUUUGCUAGUGCUGAAUGUGGCAAACGGUUCUCUCAAAUACGUAAUCUGCUUACAAACAGAAGAAUUCACACAGAAGAGAGAAAAUAUUGUUGUCCCGAAUGUGGCAUAGAAUACAUAUACAGAUCUGAUCUGCAGGAUCAUUUAAAAGUUCACGCAGGAGAUGACAAAUCCUAUUGUUGCACUGAAUGUGAUGACUGUUUCACAGAUCUUAACAAACUUGAGAAUCAUGAGUGUGCUCAUGCUGGAGAGAAACAACAUGCCUGUUCUGAAUGUGGCAAAGAGUUCCGAGAGAGAAAAUCCCUUCAAAUCCAUCAGAAUAUUCAUAUGGGAGAGAAGCCGUAUUGUUGUGCUGAAUGUUCAGAACGCUACUCAGACUUAAGAAGUCUUGAGGAGCACAUGUUGACUCACUCUGGAGAGGAAGUACACCAUUGCCUUGAAUGUGGCAAGCAAUUUGCACUCCAAAGUGAUCUUCAGAAACAUGCCAUAAUUCAUGGUGGGGAAAAUUCUCAUGGUUGUACAAUAUGCGGUAAAUGGUUUUCAGAAAAAAAAUCACUUCAGAUACAUCAGAGAGUUCACAAUGGGGAAAAGUCCUAUAUCUGUUCUGAAUGUGGAAAACAGUUUUCCCAAAUACGCAGUUUUCAGGCACACACAAGGAUUCACAGCGGAGAGAAGCCAUACUGCUGCAUCGAAUGUGGUAAACAAUUCACAGACUUCAGCAGUCUUAAGAAGCAUGCAAGAAUUCACAGUGGUGAGAAGCCGCAUUCAUGUUCUGAAUGUGGGAAACGAUUUAUCUACAGGAGAGAUCUCCAGAGACACACAAGAAUUCACACAGGAGAGAAGCCACAUUGUUGCUCCGAGUGCGGUAAACCUUUCUCAGAUAUAAGAAAUCUAAAGCAGCAUAUCCUAACACACACUGGAGAAAAGCCACACUGCUGUUUCGAAUGCGGCAAGAGAUUCACACAUAUAAGUGGUCUUCAUAAACACACGAGAAUUCACACCGGCGAGAAGCCAUACUCCUGUUCUGUGUGUGGCAAAGAAUUCUUCCAGAUAAGCCAUCUGAAGACGCACAUGAGAAUUCAUACCGGGGAGAAGCCAUUUUGUUGUACUGAAUGUGGCAAGCAGUUUUCAGAGAGAAAAACUCUUCAGAUCCACCAGAGAAUCCACACUGGAGAGAAACCAUUUUGCUGUUUUGAAUGUGGUAAGCCAUUCACACAUAAAAGCAGUCUUCAGAGGCAUACCAAAAUUCAUGCUGGAGAGAAGCCUUAUUGCUGUACAGAAUGUGGUGAGCAGUUCUUCCAGUUAAGCAAUCUUAAAAAACACUCAUUAGUUCACAGUGGAGAGACAGACUCCACAGAGGAUUGUGCAUCAAAUACAAAAUUCUGGUAUGUGACAGAUAUUGGUGUCAUACACCAGAAAGAAUAAGGAAGCACUAGUUACCUAAAAUAUACAAUCUGCAACAGACAGUAAACAGGGUAUACUGGUCCAAGAGAAGAGAAAUUCUAAUGAUUGAGUCUUCAGUCCUGUGUAACUGCUUUGUGCUACAGGUGACAAAAGAUAAUUUGUAAAAUAUCUUGAUGGGACAAAAAUGUGUCAAAAGCUCUCCUACAUUUUCAGUAUUUAUUGAGAAAACCACUUUGAAAUUUUUGGUGCCAUUAACAGUUGCUGUUCAAAGCAGAGAAUACAACUUCGAGAGAAUGAAACAAAACCUGCGUAAAAAGACUAAAUGGCUUUGACGAGACAGUCCAUCCAACUAUGAAGCUCUACUGGCAACAGAACCCAAAUCAAAUCUGGAAGCCACAAGAGGUACAAUAACAAUUUGACCAUAAUCACCUGUACUAACCUGCACAAGGAUAAGAAUCUUGAACGUGCUUUUUGCUGGGUGGGUUUCAGUGCAGUGCACCUGUACUAAUAUUUGAGGCAAACAUUUUCAGAACAGCAUAAGUACAACAGGAUAUCUCAAAAUUCCUAGUAUUAGAAGGUGCCUAGCUUUUUCCCUGAACUAAGCCAGGCAAAUAUUAAAAACUAUGGUGAUGUCAUAUUACUGUAUCACAAUUCAUGAUUCAACCACAGUGCAAUACACAAAGCUGCGUAAACUGAAAUUUAAGUGUGGUGGUUGGUGCUACUGCCUACCAGUUUCAGAAUCAUCGGCUACUAUCCACAUUCAGGGAGUGACCAAGUGUACUAUACGUGUGCUAUACAUGUUUUCUCAUUGUCUGCACCUGUGCGCCACUUUCCUCUCACAAUCCAGGGAAAUGUAGAGUAACUCUAAGCCAGACUGGUGUGAUAGGAUGACAUCCCCUCCAGAGUUUGUUUUUUGCUUCACUUAAUUAGAGGUUUUCUGGUAGGCUGCUUAUUUUAAAAACAAAUACCAACAGUAGCUGGUUAUACUGUCCUGGGGGUUUGAGAAUACAAUUAUGUUUUUUCCAUUAUUUUUUUUCGUAAACACUAUGUACUUAGGCACUUAGUCGCCCCAUUCUGUGAGUGCAUGGUCUGCCACUUUCUUGGCUAUGCUGUUCUUGCUCCUUGACACUUCUACUUCAAAAUUGUAGCACUUACAGUUGGCCAGGACAGAAUUUUCACAUAAUGACUUGGGUCAAAGUUGUCAUCUUGUGAGAGUGCUAUUUUUAAAGUCAUUGAGCUCUUCAGUGUAAGCCAUUCUACUGCCAAUGUUUGUCAAUGGAGACUGCAUAGCUAUUUGCCUUCAUUUAUACACCUGUUAAACUAUAUGGCCUAAAGUACAUGGACACUCCUCUAUAUGAUUGGUUAAGUGCACAUAUUGGUUGUAUUUGAAAAUUUAACAGCUAACAUUUCAAACCAAUGCUUUACAGAUAUCCUGAUUUAAGUUUUCUAGCUCCCUUUUUCAGUUGCUUUAAAACUGAAAUGAGUUUGUGCUGCUGGUUUUGAAAAAAAUGUCCAUCUUUAAGGAAAUACUCCACUCAGUAUUUUUUGUGUUACUUACCUCAUGUAGUUUGUAGUAAUGGCUGAGAUAUUGUUUAAUCCCUUCAUUUCGAGAACAUAUCUUCUAACAAAAUUGGUGUCUGUUUUGGCCUGUGCUGUAAACAGCAAACAACAUCAAAACAUCCUUUAAAAAUUUUCACAUUCUGUCCCACAAUCCACUUAUCUAGUCAUCCAGACGUAUGCUCACAACAUACAAAAUUACAAGCAUUUUUUUUUAUCUAUAUUUUCUGAAAAUCCAAACAAUGCACAAACAGGAAAAAUAUUCAUAAAUUAAAGACCCACCUCCCUCCUCAUUCAUUGGUCAAGAGUUCUGACAACUUUAAAAAAAAAAAAAUAACUGUCUGGAGGUGCACAACUCUGAUUUUCUAAUUGUAUUUAUUUAAAAGUAUUUUAACAAAAAUUGCAUAUGUUUUUGCCUGUUGUGAGCGUACCAGUAGAUGACUUUAUGCAACACAAUUAAGUUGGAGGCUUGUUUAUGGAGGUAUUGAGUAUUGUUUGUAGUUGUGUAUUGUUGUCACUACAUCAGGAACUUUUGCUCUCCAUAAAAAUGUGAGAAAAAUUUUUUCUCAGUCAUCAGUACAAGCUACAUGAGGUAGGAAAACAUAUACUAAAAUUAUAAUUUUGUGCUGGAAUAUUCAUUAAAUAUAUACUAUAUAGGCAAAACUAUGUGCAUAACCCUCCAAUGAUUGAGUUCACAUGUUUCACCCAUUGUUAACACGUGCGUAAAAUCAGGUACAUAGCCUUGCAACCACUAGUUAUAAAAUAUGUCAUUUUUCAGGUGCAGUAUUAUUUUAAUGUCAUUCUUUUUUAUCUCUUACCUAAAGUCACUAUUAGCGAAGCAUCUUUUUUUCCCAAGACAGUUGUACCAAAGCUACUGUAAUGAAGUGCAGAAGCUGUUCAAUAAUCACUCAGAAGGCUACUGUCUAAUGAAAUUGAUUUUUCAGCACGUUGGGAAGCUUGCAGAGCAUUGGCACAGCUCUCUUGGUCCUGAUUGCUUCUUCCAGGUAGUGCUGGUGAGUCCUGUAGGCUAUUUAGUGUUGUUGUGCAGUGUUUUUCAAGUACAGUCCUUCAGAAGUUUCAUAGUUGCAGGAUUUUUAAUCCAACCAAUUUUCACCAAGUACAAGAUUCUGCCUUUUAAUUGAUAUCAUUGUGUAAUCAUCUGUCUUGUGUAUAUUUCUAAGAAGUUCAUAAACAUUUGCUUUAUUUGCCAUUUAACACACUUGUUUAUUUUCAAUUUACCUUUUUUCUGUAGAGUGUGCCCCCUUAAUUGCAUCUAAAUUGCUGAUAAAGCAGAUUGGUGGCUUUGCAGCUAAGGAACUGUACAAGUAUCUGAAAGGCUGCCAGUUCAAAUCCCUUUACUGCCAGAAGAGAUCCUUCUCCGUUGGGCCCUUCAGCAAGGUUUCUAACCUGACAAUUGCUCCAGAGGUGCUAUACAAUGGGUGACCCUGCACUCUUAUCUCUGAAAGUCAUGUGAAAAUACAAUUUCCCCAGUGUACCAAAUGUCAAAAAAAUAUUAAUAAUCAGUGAGCAGUGCAGGCAUGGGUGCAAACCACAAUGAAUGUUGAAGGGGAGCCAUUAUUUCACAGAUGUGUUUCACUUGUCUGCUCAAUAAGAAAUGUUCCUUGCAAAUGACCAAACAAUUUUAUGCCCUCUUAGCAUUCAGUGGUGUCAGCAUUUGGGUGCAAUAAAGGGAUCAAACUUUAUUAAGAAGAAUACGGCAAAGAAAGCUUAACCACUUCAGAAUUUUCUAGCAUUAGAGAAUGAAAAGGUCAGCUCAUUAAAUAAUGAGAUUAAUUGAAAAUAAAAAGACUUUGACUAGGAAAUAGGUGUAAAUAAAAACCCGCUGCCAUGGAGUUUCCCAAUGACUGAACCUGGGAGCUGUUGUCAUAGUAUUCAUGUAUUCUCUGUAGCCCUGCUCAUCUCUGAAAUUAACAUUUUAAGCCCUAUCAAUUGAUUACAUUUUACCAGUACAGAGUGUUCAGAUUCAGACUUCAGAUUUCAAAUGUUGGGUGGCAAAAAAAGAAAACAUCAGAAAAUCAGAUCUUAAACAAAUAAGGUGCAUUUCACCAUGGUGAGCCAGUUAAUUGUCUACUGCUGCAGACCUACCCCUAACUUGUAUCGGUUUCAGAAAAUGAAUGAAUUAAUGAAUAUCUGUCUCUCACAGAAUGAUGACAGUGGUGCAAUACCAAAAACGGACAAUUUACUACAAGACUGUAAGUUAAGUGAUAUUUUAACAAAUAUUUCAUAAAUGUCAUUGAUCACCUAAAUAUGGAUCAUACUUGAUCAUUUUUUUAAGCUAAUCCUGUUUUUCAGUGCAACUAAAUGCAAAUAGAGCCCUUAUGUAAUGAAAGUCUUGAAGAAGCAGACUUACAUAAAGUAGUAAAAACACAUCCCUGAUCAGUAAAAUUAAAGGGAAAAAUGUAAAUGGACAGAAGCUGUAACUGCAUAAUAAUCUUUUGAAUAACAGGAAAGAGGAUGAAAAAUGACAUGAAGACAAAUAUGAGGUAUUAUGUACUGUGAUUCUGAGUAAGAAAUGAAAUAAAGGAGACGAACAGACAACGAAACACUAACUGAGCUGAAUUGCAUGAGUGGAACUUAUGUCCUGAAAAACUUGCUUGUGUUCUUCCAUCCUGGAAGCAGUUAAAACUUCAUUCUUUCACUCUUUGUAAUAUCAUGAAAACACCAAAUACCUCAAGGUUUUGGAGGCGAUUUCAACAGCGCAAUCACUGUAAACUUUUAAAGAGACCUGGGAUCUUCUCACACCAGCCUUCUUAUUAUGCCAAAGCUUCACUAUGCAACUCCUGGUGGCUCCUGCUGUGUGAAUCUCUUGCUGUGCUGAGUUUGACUGUGGGAAUCUCUUAGUGAAAAUUUCAAAAGAAAGACUACUUUUUCCUCUCUUAUUUUUGGUGUUCUAUUCAAUUAAUUAUGUAAUUAUUUUAAAACUAAAGUGUUUCUUUCUGCUGAAUUAAUUUGCAUUUGGCUAUGCAAUACUUUUUUAAUUCAUCUCUUUUCCUCGAUUUAUCAUUUAAUCUUUUUUUUUUUAUUAUUUCAUAAUGUCUCCUUACCCAGAGACUCUUUGCCUGCUUGAAUUAUUCUCUCAGUCCACGUGAUCUUAUUUUUAGUUUUUAUUGUAAUUUACUUAAAUUACAUUGUAAUGGUGCUUAAUGUUAAAUAUGGUGUUCAAAAUAAAAAUGUAUUUGAAAAUUCCCCAGAAGGGUAUGCUGAGAAUAGGGUGACUAGUCUGUCCAGCUCAGUGUGUUGCCACAGUAACCCUCUUGAGGAUAACUGGGAUGGUUUGAAAAUUAGUUAGAACUGAAACAGUUAAGUAUGACAUUACAAACAAAAAGAGAUUAACUCUGGAAAAAAAUAGGGAUGAAGACAAAGUACCCAGCCAGCACAUAAAAUAAUCUCUAGAUAUAUGCAGCUGGAAAUGCAGUUGUGUGAAACAAAAACAUUGAAAUACAGGAAGCAUGGGUUGGAUAUAACCUGUUGAGAAAAGACUGCAUCUGUACAGGAAGAACAUAUUAGCAAAUCAGUGGACUAAUUCUGGAUGAUGGACAGUUUCACUGAGGAGGCAGUUGAAACAUGACAUCAGUAGGCUUCACAGCAUUACUGUUUGCAGUGUUGUCAGGAAGAGGUGUGGAAGGUUAUAUGGGCUAAAUUUAAUGGACGUGAUCACCUUUAUCUGCCCCAUUUUCCUCUCCAGUGCCAGAUUGUGUACUGCCUCUCUUGUGAAAUGAUUCCAUGGCUGUAAUAAAAGAAGUUUAAGGUGCUAGUCUGCAAGGCUUUAUGCUGGAUCAUUAAACUGGAGCACCACUUAAUUACAUUGGUUUGAUCAAAAACAAUAAAAGCCUCUUAAGAGACGAGUGCUGCUUCACCUCAGAUGUACUUUUGUCGCCUUUUUCCACGAACUAAGGAGGCACCUUAAGACUGACUAUACAAUAUGAACUUUUUGAAUUUCCUGAAAUUACCCAGUUUCAUGAUGUAAUCACUUUGUUUAAGUGACUGUUUUGAAUUUUUUGGAAUGCGAAAGGCUAAAUAUGUAUAUAAGGAAUGUAUAAAUGUAAUAUGCUUGUAUAUGUGUAUUUACGUGAUUGUUUUAUUACUUCAUGUUAGCGCACUUGCGCAAAAGUUGUAUCAUCUUCUCAUCAUAUGUAAAAAAUUGUGUGUAUUGUUGCCAUUACAAAUGUACUGGCAUUGUAACAGGAGGCCUCCUAUUGGUCUCUCCAACCUAUAAUAAAAUAGGAAAAAUAAAAAAUGACGUGUGUUUAAAAAAAAAAAAA